Pseudovirgaria hyperparasitica is the source of this 1116-nucleotide messenger RNA. RefSeq names its product glycoside hydrolase family 6 protein. The coding region runs from base 1 to 1116 and encodes 371 amino acids. Lineage: Eukaryota; Fungi; Ascomycota; Dothideomycetes; Acrospermales; Acrospermaceae. The transcript is spliced from 2 exons. The record is from RefSeq and is a predicted model, not a curated record. Gene Ontology annotation, molecular function: hydrolase activity, hydrolyzing O-glycosyl compounds. Gene Ontology annotation, biological process: cellulose catabolic process.
AUGUUGUCCCUCGCCCUGACUGUGACUGCUCUAGCAGCGUUUAUCUCCGCAUCUCCAGCAGACUUGUACCCCAAUCCAUUCAUUAACAAGGCCCAAUUUGUGAACCCGGCCUACGCUGCCAAGCUGAACACCACAAUCGCCUCCUUCGAAGCCAAGCACGAUACGCUCAACGCGGAUCGGACACGCACGGCGCAAAACAUCAGCACCUUCGUCUGGGUCACAAGGGCAGUAGACAUUGCCGCCAUUCCUGUUGCUGUCACCGCGGCUCGCACCGCGCGAUGGAAGACUGGUAAAGACCAGAUCAUCGGGCUUGUCCACUACAAUUUACCAGACCGUGACUGUAGCGCCGGCGAGAGCGCGGGUGAGUUCAGCUCGGCUAAGAAUGGACUUGAGCUAUACAAGAGGACCUUUGUCGACAAAUUCGCCAUGGAACUAGAGAAGGCGCGUGAUUUGACGUUCGCGGUCGUUCUGGAGCCGGAUAGUCUGGGGAAUGUGGUUACGAACCAGGGGAUUGAGUUCUGCAAAAAUGCAACGAAGGUGUAUGAGGAUGGCCUCGCGUAUGCGAUUCAGAAGUUGCAGUAUUCGCAUGUUCAUCUGUACGUUGAUGCUGCGCAUGGGGGAUGGCUUGGGUGGGAUGAUAACCUUCCUCUUGCCGCUGCCGAAUUCUCCAAAGUCAUCAAAAUGGCCGGUCCACACUCCCGCAUUCGCGGCUUCUCCACCAACGUCUCGAACUUCAACCCCUAUAUCGCCAACCCCCGUGCCAACUACACACAGUACUCAAACUCAUACGACGAGCUCCACUACGCACAAUCCCUAACGCCCCAUCUACUCAACAACUCGCUCCCUGCACACUUCAUCAUCGACCAGGGCCGUGCCGGGCUGCAGAAUCAACGGGCGGAGUGGGGCGAGUGGUGUAAUGUCAAGGCUGGGUACGGGCUAAGGCCGAGCGCGAAGACUGGGAGCGAACUUGUGGAUGCUAUUGUGUGGGUUAAGCCUGGGGGCGAGAGUGAUGGUAAGUGUGGGCUCGAAGGAGCGCCGGGAUCUGGGCAGUGGUUUAAUGCGUAUGUGGAGGGACUGGUGAAAGAUGCGAAUCCAGUGUUGGAUCCUUUGAAGUAG